AUGGCCGCCAAAUCCAAAGAUACCGUCGUCGCCACCACCGUGGACGGCACGGAAAUCUCUCGCCACGACCUGGAAUCCCUCAUCCGCAAGCCUGGUGUCAAGAGCCAGCCCUGGCUGAACGACGAGAUCGUCAACGGGAUCAUGGCCGCCAUCGUCGGCCGCAAGCUCGAGCAAACGGGCUGGGCCAAAGGCUCGAAGACCGCUCCCGCCUACGCCUACCUGCCAAGCAUGUGGUACAGUAACUACCAAAAGCCUGGCGGCGUCAACAACAUCGCCAGCUGGACUCGCCGCAGAGGCAUCAAGGGCGCCAAGCUCUUGGAAGCCGAGAAGGUCUUCUUCCCUGUCAAUACCGGAGUGCACUGGAUGCUGCUCAUCAUCUCCCCCCAAGCCAGGACCAUCGAGUUCCUGGACAGCUUCAACUUCGGCCUCCACUCCAAGGCCUGGAUGUUCCAGAUUGCCCGGGAGUGGUUGGCAAUGGAGUUGGAGGGCAAGUACGUCGCGGAGGAGUGGACGGAGCUGGCGAGCGAGUCCUGUCCCCAGAGCAACUCGGACGACUGUGGCGCCUUCACCUGCUUCAACGCCCUCGCCGCGGGCAAGGGCCUGGGCUUUGAAGCAGUGGGAGGCGGCCACAUGGCCGACGCGAGGAAGAUGCUCGCCGCCGUUCUGGUGAACGGCGGGUUCAAGGGGGACUUUGAAUUGUGA
This is a messenger RNA of Neohortaea acidophila, 702 nucleotides long. RefSeq lists its product as uncharacterized. Lineage: Eukaryota; Fungi; Ascomycota; Dothideomycetes; Mycosphaerellales; Teratosphaeriaceae. Gene Ontology annotation, biological process: protein desumoylation. The record is from RefSeq and is a predicted model, not a curated record. The coding region runs from base 1 to 702 and encodes 233 amino acids. Gene Ontology annotation, molecular function: deSUMOylase activity. Gene Ontology annotation, cellular component: nucleus. The transcript has a single exon.